Molecule: messenger RNA, 5074 nt
Organism: Seriola aureovittata
Lineage: Eukaryota; Metazoa; Chordata; Actinopteri; Carangiformes; Carangidae
Gene: pard3ba
Product: par-3 family cell polarity regulator beta a
Exons: 25
Coding region: 240-4043 (1267 amino acids)
Biological process (GO): establishment or maintenance of epithelial cell apical/basal polarity; establishment of cell polarity; microtubule cytoskeleton organization
Cellular component (GO): apical junction complex; apical plasma membrane; adherens junction
Molecular function (GO): phosphatidylinositol binding; protein binding
Source: RefSeq, a predicted model, not a curated record
GUUCCUCUCUCAGUUUGUUUUGUUUGGGUGUAUCAGCGGACAGCUCAACAUGACACAAAGUCAUACUCUGCGUCCGUAAGUGCCAUUUUCCACCAACUUCCCUGGCGGCUCGGCUGAAAACAAUAUGUGCUCUGGGGAUUAAUUCAACUGUUUGUCUCGGUGAAAGAGGACAAGUGACUUCAGCGUAUUUUCAUCCUGACCUGAGACACCUGUUGCUCCAGUUUCGACAGACAGUUGGUAUGAAAGUUACAGUAACUUUCGCCGACACCGCGGUGGUGGUUCCCUGUAAAGCUGGAUGGACCGUCCGGGAUUUAGUCGAACAAGCCACGCGGAGGUACCGCAGGAUUUUGGAGCAGCAUGGAGAGAGAGCAGUGAAAACCCACCACUUGGAGUACGCUGAAGGAGGGAUCCUGGACAUGGACGACAUGCUGAGUGAUCUAGUGGACGACAGAGACAAGCUGGUCGCCGUGUUCAGCGAAGUCCAGCACAGGAGGACGGACAGUCCCAGAGAGAACAAGUCCAGCUACUCCAGUGCCGCCCCCAGCCCUGAACCACUCCGCUACUACCCCCACAUGCAGUUCCAGGAGCAAACCAGAGGAGAGAUUGAAGUCAACGAGGCAAUCCUCAAAGCCAAUACGCCUCUGUUGGUGAGGAGCAGCAGUGACUCUGCUUUAGCCCCGCCUCAUGAGAAGACAGCCACGCCCCCACCUGAUCACCACAGCAACGCAUCUCCUGAACCGGAAAUCAACCAUGUACUGAAAGGAGCUUUGGACCGACUGACAACAGACAACCCCCCGGCCAAAAUGAGCCCGGUUAACUUCGGCACCCUGACGAGGACAGUGGAGUUUCUAGGUGACCGGGGCCCCCUGGGUAUCCAUGUGGUCCCGUACUGCUCCUCGCUCAGUGGACGGACCCUGGGCCUUCAUAUUAGAGGCAUCGAGGAAAACAGCCGCUCCAAGAGAGAGAACAUCUUCCAAGAGGACGAGUGUAUCGUCCAAAUCAACGACACACCACUCCAGGACAAGACCUUCACACAGUCACAGGAAGUGUUCCGCCAGGCCAUGACCUCCUCCGCAAUCUGUCUGGAGGUCCUCCCCGUAGCCAACAAGCUGCGCUACGAGAAGAGCCUGAUAGGUCACCUUUUCACCGGCGACGGCAAAGACUCCUCCUCUGCAAAAGCAAAGAGUCCGAUGGUUGUCCGUGCCAAAGCCGACUCCCAACCGGAACCCAGGCCAGAUUCCAAACUGAACACCAAACUGGAAGUGAGGCGACCAGACACGCGUGCCAAGACCCCAGAGCCAGCUGCAGUAAACACACCAUCAGCGGAGAUCCAAUCUGGGCACGGCUCCUUGGAAAGAGUCUCCCCCGCACCUCCAGCCAGAGGAGCAAGCUCCUCCCCGACCCGCAGCCAGAGCCCCCUGGCCAGUAGGAGCCCUGCUCUGCCCGGCCUGGCCAACCUGGCCAGCAAGAAGGGCGGCAAGCGGAUAAAGAUUGACCUGAAGAAAGGCGCAGAGGGUCUGGGCUUCACCGUGGUAACCCGGGACUCCUCGGCCCACGCGCCAGGGCCAAUCCUGGUGAAGAACAUCCUGCCGCGAGGUGCAGCGGUCAACGACGGCCGCCUGCAGCCCGGAGACCGCAUCCUGGAGGUGAAUGGAGUAGACAUGACAGGCCGUAGCCAGGAGGAACUCGUGGGCAUGCUGCGCAGCACCAAGCAGGGAGAGAACGUGUGUGUGGUGGUGGCACGGCAGGAGGACAUCUUCCUGCCUCGGGAACUGAAAGGUGAGGACUCUAACAGCGUGGUGUUGGAGGACGGCAGGGAGCAGCUGAUGUACGAGAUCCCCCUCAACGAAACGGGUUCGGCCGGCCUUGGGGUCAGCCUGAAGGGCAACAAGUCCAGAGAGACCGGAGAAGACCUCGGUAUCUUCAUCAAGUCCAUCAUCCACGGAGGGGCCGCUCACAAGGACGGUCGGUUGAGCAUAAACGACCAGAUGAUCGCAGUAAACGGAGAGUCGCUGCUCGGACGCUCCAACCACGCUGCCAUGGAGACGCUGAGGCGCUCCAUGUCGUCAGAGGGGAACGCCAGGGGCACCAUCCAGCUCGUGGUGCUCCGAGCGCCCAGACAGACACAGCAGAUGGCCAGUGCCAACCCUGCAGCAAGCACAGCUACAAAUGUCUCCAACUCCCAUCAAUCCAACCCGCAAGCAAGCUCCAGCAAUCAGGAGCCGAGGGGACACGAUGCCUACCAGAAACCCUCAGGAGCCUCCAGACCCCCGAACACAGAGUCCUCCGCGAACGCCGCCAGUCACAUUCCAAUGACGGCCAACAACUACACACACGGCAACUCUAGAAAUGCUCUGUAUCCCGCUGCGACCACUAAUGGCAGCUACGGUCACUACGGCAACGAGGAUGAGGAGUUGGAAGAAGGCUUCCCCCCGCCACCCUCCCCCGGCGCUGUGGAGGAAAUGAAUAGAAACUUGCCAACAAUCCCCCCACAUCACAGCGAGUUUCAGAUGUCGCCCCACAUGGCUGCAGCUUUCUACAGCCAACUGGCCGACGACGAGGACAACGUACCUCGCAACAGGGCGUCCAAGAGCAUGGACAUGGUGGCUGAUGAGAGCAACGUGGGAUCACUAGUUGGGCAGAGGAACGAGCCUUCAGCUGGUGGAGCGCUCGGCCCGACCCUGGGCCUCUGGAAGUCCAGCUCCCUGGAGAGCCUCCAGACGGCCGUGUCGGAGGCCAAGCAGAGUCACAGCCAAGCCCAGGUGCCCUUUCAUCGCCCGCGGCCGCACAUGGUCCGGGGGCGGGGGUGCAACCAGAGCUUCCGCAUCGCCAUCGACAAGUCUUACGACGGGCCUUCUGAAGACGACGACGACCUGUCAGAGCAGAGCUCCGGUCACGAAACACCCGCCAGCAGCUCCUCUCGCCAGGGCCUGGACGCAGACGACGGAAAGAAGAAGAAGAAACCCAAAGACAGAAAGAAGGACAAGAAGAUCAAAGGGAAGAAGAAAACAGAUGAUUCUGUGGAGGAUCUGGAUAAGAAGACCAAAAAGAAAGGAUUUGGCCUCCUGAGGUUCGGCAAGAAGAAAGAAGACAAGAGCAAAGAAGCAGCAAAAGCAUCCAAAAACAAACUGGAGGCCCUGAGCGAAGAGGAAGUGGACAGAGAUGGCUACGAUCCACGCUACACCGAGAUCCACUCCGGCCACGUCACCCCGGACUCCCUCCCCGACGUGGAAGACGACGACAGUGACCCCAACUACGCCCGCAUCAACAACUUCCGCCAGCCACCCUCGCCUCAGUCAUUCAUUAGUCGCACGCCCUCCCCUGCGGCAACAACAGCGGGGCAUCACCUGCCUCAGGCCUCCUCUGAGGAGCUGGACGGGCUCUACGCCAAGGUCAACAAGCCCAGACACCCGGCCGCUGUGCAGAGCCAGCAUCACACGCAAGCAGACAGUGAUCCCCGUUACCAGGGGUUGCGUAAGGAGUACCAGCCACCCCGCGCCGCUCCGGUCUACGAGGAGCUAGACGCCGCACGACGCAGAGUCCUGGAGAACGACCCGCACCGGAUGGCACCAAGAGGAGGUGAAUCUCGAGCUGCUCACCGCUACGAAGAGGCGGACCGACAAUACCACACACACCCCAGGAGGGAUCCAUAUGAUUACCCCACCCACUCCAGACCCAUGCCAAGAGAGUCAGCCCCCUACCCCAUCCACUACCAAGACCCUCUCAUUUCCAGCCACCCCGGCCGUGUACAGUCGGGCACCCACUCCCAGCAGGCGUCCAGCAAUCCACGGUACUACCCCUCGUCUCCCCACAUGGGACUGCAGCACCGCACCAUGGUAAGGCAGGACGUCCCCCCUUCCCCCACCGCAGGCCACAGAGGGCGGCACUACUACGAAGCCGCCGGAGGGCGAGCAGGCCGCUACACCAGCCCGGAGAGGCAGCCCGUCAGCGGGGAGCGCUACACCAGCCCCGAGCGCUACGCCUACAGAGACGAAAGACAGCCCAACCCAAGACGGAAGAACCCGGUGAUAGGUGCAGUGUAGAAGGUAGCCCCCUCUAAACAUCAGGUGAACUCCACACAAAUAUAUAAAUAGCUCAGAAUUCAUAUGCGUCCAGAUUUGUGAGACAUAAUAUCAGACAGUCACACAGGCUGCCAAUGUGGAUAAGUGUGAUUUUGCCAUAUUAAUUUAUUUGAUCAGGAACACUGAGGGCAAUAAGUGACAGGCUGAGAGGCUAAAAUGAGGCUUAUUUUUACAACCAUCUGGUCAUAACUGUCUCUACAGGCGAAGGCAGAUUUAACAAGCAUUAAGGACUCGUGGGUGUACAUAUAUAUACAUGUUUGCCACUGCUUGUGUAUAUUAACAAAUUUGCCGAAUCUUAUUCGACAUAAAUUCUAUGAUGGAAAAAUGAAAUGAAAUUAAGGGAAAUAUCAUUAAUGACAUGGAUAUAUAGAGUAAACUCGGUGCCAUAUGUUGUAUAGAAUCAGCUCAUCAUGAAGGCAGUGCUGACUGGCAUUUUGCACAAGCUGAUCAAACUUAAGCAAAUAAAGAGGGAUCUCCUUGACAAUCCAGACUGUGAUAACAGAGGAAACACAGGAAAAGGAAGUAAACCCCCCAUCCACCCUACCCACCCGGAAGUAUCUUUUUGUCCUUGAUUUUCUGUCGCUCGGACUUCCUCCACGUCCUGCUAUCACACCCUCGGUUUCUUUUUUCUUUGAUUAUCUGGAUUUGGACAUGGAUGAUACAUUUACUGUAAAUUUUUUAACCAUAUUACAAAUGAGUUUAUCUGUGAUUUAUUUGUGGUGUCUCUAAUAAGAUGUAUAUAUCUUGAUCCGUACACGUACACUAAAACCAUGCUGUGUGACUCCUCGUGCACUGUGCAGCUAAUAGAGUUUGAUUUAACAUUUUAUCCUUUAACAUAUCAUUGAUCAAAGUCACUGCACUGAAAACUCAUUAAAUGUGUCAUUGGUGGUUUGAUUUAAACAUGCUGUCAAAUAAGUGCGUUUUUUUUUGUUUUUUUUACACAAAUAUUUUGCAUUAAAUGUUUUAAAAACCUCAAACUGUUCAGCACAAAA